AUGCCCGAUAUGAGUGGGACUAAAAGAACCCUUCUGAAGUCGUUUAUCGGUAGCAAUAUAGUUGCACUAGGUGCAGGUACGCCAUAUAUUUAUUCCUAUUAUGCCCCUAAACUACUCGAGAGAUGUAAUAUUCCAAUAUCAAAAAGUAGUUCUAUAUCAUUUUCCCUUAACAUCGGCAGUUCAUUGUUGGCAAUGUUUGCUGGUAUGAUUAUCGACUAUAACCCGGCAAUAUCCUGCCUAGUUGGAGGUGUUACAACAUUCAUAGCGUAUGGAAUCCUACAUAUUUGUCAUGCAAAUGCUUUAUCAAACGUAUAUCUCAUAUCGUUUGCACUAGUUUUAGUCGGAUUCGGUUCAAUAUCUGGAUUCUUUGCUGGUGUCAAAGUAUGUACUGCAAAUUUCCCAAGAAAUAGAGGUACUGCUACUGCAUUCCCCAUCUCGUUAUAUGCCCUAUCUGGCAUGGUGUUCUCAAUGAUAUGUGCAAAAUUGUUUGGAGAUGACAUGCUAGGCGUCUUUAGAUUUCUCCAAAUUGCAUGUACCAUAAUGAUAUUAGUAGGAACUUUUACUCUCAAAAUUGUUACUGUGUCGUUUGAAGAUGAAGAACCAAAGGAUACUGAGAAUGGAGAUACUGAGAAUGACAAUUAUAAUUUUAACACUAUUUAUCAAGGCGGAGGACAACUAGAGAGUAGCACUUCUGUAGACCAAAUCUCAGACAAUGAGAGAGUUAUUGCAAAUUAUAGUAAUAAACAUACCAGGUCAAAAAGCGAUAUGAUUCACACGAAUACACACCCAUCAGCUGAAAGGUCAUACGACAUUUUUGAGGAUCCUGUGACUGCAAUUACAACUUUCACUUCCAACCAAGAAGGGUCGAACAACAGCAUUGUUUCACAACGUAAUUCGUUUUCCACAGAAUCUAGGGAACACGAUAUACAUAAUGAAGCUAAUAAUAUUACAGCUUUAAGAAGAGACACAAUAUCAGAGGGGGACGAAGAAGAAACCAGUUUUGAGAGAUAUUUCGCUUCUAAUAUCCUAUUAAAGUUACAAAAUAACAAAGUUAUACAGACUAUAAUAGACCCAAAAUAUUUGGUAUUCUAUGCAAUCUUAGCAAUUCAAAUGGGUAUUGGACAAAUGUACAUAUAUUCCGUGGGAUUUCUCAUUCAAGUUCAAGUGAAUACACCUCCAAUUUCAGAUUAUCAUUUAGACAUGGCCAAAUUACAGGCCUUCCAAAUAUCUAUGUUUGCCAUCUUCUCAUUUUGUGGGAGAUUAACUUCUGGCCCAACAUCAGAUAUUUUGGUUCGAAAAUUUAAGUGCCAAAGAUUAUGGAAUAUUUUUUUUGCGAGUUUUCUAGUAUUAGUGGCCUCACAUUUUAUCACAUAUAGUUAUAAUGUCGACGAAUAUGAAUCACGAAAGACCGAUAGCAUUCCAUCGAUCAAAAAUAUUUCUAUAUGCACAACCAUAUUUGGUUAUGCAUUUGGAAUGAUCUUUGGAACGUUUCCAUCAAUUAUAGCUGAUACGUUUGGUACAGAUAGUUUUAGUACCAUUUGGAGUAUAUGCACUACAGGUGGCGUAUUCACAGUUAAAUUUUUUACAAGUAUCCUAGCACAUGAUUUAUCAUCAAAUUCGAAAGAAAACGAAAAUCUAUGCAAAAUAGGUACUUCAUGUUACAAACACACAUUUAACACGAUAUUUGACAUCUGCCUUGUUGGCAUUACGCUAACUGCAAUGAUGAUAUUUGGUUCGUACUGGGAAAAUCAAAAAAGGCUGUCAAAUGAAAGCGCAGAUAUUAAUGAAACAAUACAGUUACAAUCAGAUCAAUAG
Maudiozyma saulgeensis is the source of this 1815-nucleotide messenger RNA. The record is from the annotation of a GenBank genome assembly. NCBI's taxonomy places the organism in Eukaryota, Fungi, Ascomycota, Saccharomycetes, Saccharomycetales, Saccharomycetaceae.